Culicoides brevitarsis is the source of this 670-nucleotide messenger RNA. It is a transcript of the gene NHP2, whose product is annotated as H/ACA ribonucleoprotein complex subunit 2-like protein. Lineage: Eukaryota; Metazoa; Arthropoda; Insecta; Diptera; Ceratopogonidae. The coding region runs from base 88 to 564 and encodes 158 amino acids. The record is from RefSeq and is a predicted model, not a curated record. Gene Ontology annotation, biological process: snRNA pseudouridine synthesis; rRNA pseudouridine synthesis; maturation of LSU-rRNA. The transcript has 2 exons. Gene Ontology annotation, molecular function: box H/ACA snoRNA binding. Gene Ontology annotation, cellular component: cytosolic large ribosomal subunit; box H/ACA snoRNP complex; nucleolus.
UCAUUGAGUAUCCACGAGGAGGACAUUAAAAACAAACACGAUUUUUAGUUUGGAAAAAGGCAUUUUUGCAUCAAUUUAAAGCACAACAUGGGCAAAGUAAAGAAGGAAAAGUUGGACGAAAGUGUCGUCAGCGUGAAAGAAGAGCCGGAAAUCAAGGAGGAAGAUACGUACGAGGAAAAAGUCAAGAACGUUUGUAAGAUUGCCGCACCGCUGGCUUCCAAGAAACUAACCAAGCGUAUUUACAAGUUGAUUAAAAAAGCUGCCAAACAAAAGUCUUAUUUAAGAAAUGGCUUGAAAGAUGUACAAACUCGUUUGCGAAAAGGCGAAACGGGUCUCGUUAUUUUCGCUGGCGACGUGACUCCCAUCGAUAUCAUGUGUCACUUGCCGGCUGUGUGCGAGGAAAAAGCCAUUCCCUACUGCUUUACGCCCAGUCGAAAGGAUCUCGGAGUCGCUAUGGGGGUCAAACGUGGUUCCGUGGCAAUGCUGAUCCGUGAACAUGGCGAGUACAAAGAUCUGUAUGACGAGCUGCGAGCGGAAAUUCAAACGUUGCCAACGCCUUUGUAAGAAGACGGACCACUUUAGAUUUUUAAGUCAUUGAUUACAAUAUUUUUUAUUACACCUAAUUUGAUAAUAGCGACUUAUAUCCUACAAAUAUAAGAAUUUAAAACAA